Messenger RNA from Dermatophagoides pteronyssinus (European house dust mite), 491 nucleotides. RefSeq lists its product as uncharacterized. The record is from RefSeq and is a predicted model, not a curated record. NCBI's taxonomy places the organism in Eukaryota, Metazoa, Arthropoda, Arachnida, Sarcoptiformes, Pyroglyphidae.
AUGAUAAAAGAAGCUCAAAAUGAAAAAAUAGAACCAUAUAUAUGGUUUGCAUCAAAUCAAACAAAUAUCCCGAUAAUAAUAAUGGUUGCUAAACAUAUUUUGGAACAAUCGAAAAAUUUUCCAUCAUGUCAACAACAAUCAGAAGAAAUAACCAGUGAAAAAUUUGAUCCAUAUAGAAAUUGUUUCCGAUCAAUAUCAAUUGAAUUUCAUAAUCGUUUAACAUUAUUAUUUGAUCAUCGAUAUCAUUGGUUUACAUUGGUCGGUCGUAUACAAUAUACAUUUAUGAUAACAACAAUACAAUCGAAACGUAAUGAAUAUCUAUUUCAAAUUGGUAAAAUUUAUUUUCAAAUCAUUCAAUAUGAUUAUCUGAUAACUUCUUCAAUGUCUUUGAUUGAAUCUGAACAAUCAUCAAACAAUAUCGAUACCGAAUCAAUCAAUCAAACUCAAAUCGAUCAAUAAAUUGAAAAAAAUGUUGAAUUAAUCUAAUUUAA